UAGGAGUAAAAACUCACUGUCUAUGUCUGUUCCUGUUUUAUAGUACAGCUGCGCUCCGUCGGUGUCUGUCUGUCUCUCUCUGUCCUCCCUCCUCUCUCUCUCUCUCUCUCUCGCUUCAUCCCCCUCUCCUUCCCCUCGCUCUGCAUGUUCACCCACACUCCCUCGGCCAGACGCCUCACUUCGGCCCCUCCACCGUCCGGGCCAGUAGCAUGGACAGCCGGAUACUCGAGCACCCCCACGCCCAGUUCGGAGGCUCUCUGGGCGGAAUGGUCGGUGUUGGUUUCCCCUACCACCUGGGACACCACCACGUCUACGAGCUCGCCGGUCACCAGCUACAGUCCGCGGCCGCCGUACCCUUCUCUAUAGACGGAUUACUGAACGGCUCGUGCUCGGCCUCGGUUGUACACGGCUCCGGUCCUCUACUUUCCUCGGGCUGCGGGAUUAACGGAGAUAAUCAGUACAAACUCUCAGAUUCGGGGGACCCAGAUAAGGAUAGCCCCGGUUGCAAACGGAGACGCACGCGGACCAAUUUCACCGGUUGGCAGUUGGAGGAGCUGGAGAAAGCUUUUAACGAGAGCCACUACCCGGAUAUCUUCAUGCGGGAGGCGCUCGCGCUGCGGCUGGACCUAGUAGAGUCCCGGGUCCAGGUUUGGUUCCAGAACCGGCGCGCUAAAUGGAGGAAAAAAGAGAACACUAAGAAAGGCCCGGGGCGCCCGGCGCACAACUCCCACCCGACCACGUGCAGCGGAGAGCCCAUGGACGCCGAGGAGAUCGCGCGGCGCGAGCUGGAGCGCGCAGAGAAAAAGAAACGGAAACAGGAGCGCAAACUGCUGAAGUCUCAGAACAAGUUGCUCUCCGGCGACCUCUUCCACACACCCGGCGGGUCGGACAGCGACAGCGGCGUGUCACAGAUCACCGACAAUGAGCAGCAGCCUUCAUCCGACUGUAACGGGAGCCGCCUUCAUUCUGAACCGGGAGGAGGACAACACCACCACCACCACCAAACGGAACCAGACAGCUGUGAACAAACUCAAACACGCCCCCGGUUUGGUCUCCUCCAGAACCAGCACCACGACCACCACCACCACAACAACCAAAGAGCCGCAGGGGAGCUAGGACCGGGACCUGGGGUCCAGCAGCAGGUGUCCCCGGGCAGCACGCACAGUCCUGGACUCGGCGCCUCCAGGUCCUCGGGCCUCCAGAAACUAAACCCGUUCAGCGUGGAGAGCCUUCUCUCUGACGCCACACCUCGCCGGAAACCACAGCUGGACUUCAGCUCGCUGUCCAAUCAGAGGCCGCUGAUAGGGAAGGGUCACUUCCUGUUGUACCCCAUUACCCAUCAGCCACUGGGCUUCAUUGUCCCACAGACGGCGCUGAAAACCGGGCUGUGCCAGGACAACAGCAGCAGCAGCAGCGGGCCGAACCCGGGACAGACACAGAGAUGUGUGACUAGUGAAUCUACAGGUUAUACCAGCUCUCAUCAUCUGGCUCAUUUGGGCCUAAACAAACCCCUUCACCACCACCACAAUCAUGUUAGUAACUGUGUGGACAGGAGCGGGAGUGAGGCACAGCAGGGAAGUUACAACAACGACGGUUCAGACUCCGUUUCCCCCCCACCACAGAGCUCUGUUUCAGUUCAAACGACUUUAACGAGAACCAGUUCAACUCAGUCCAGCACGGGUAGUGACGGUAGCCGCGAGGCUGACGACCGACCGGGUUCGUCACGAGUAACGGACGUUAACGACUGCCAGCGUGAGCCCACUGGCGAGGGCACGAGAGAGGACUCGUCUCCGGAGCCCUGGCGGUGUUCUGGCGCCAGGCCAGAGAGUCAGGCGGAGCACGAGGAGCCCGGGACAGAUGGAGACGAAGUCGACAUGGACUAACGCUGGGUGCAUUAUAUAAACAGAGACAGACGACCGACCUGCUCAGCCACAGACUACAUCUAAACCCAAAGCUACAAGACACCUUUUCAAAACAUAUCAGACAGACCUACUCUAUUGUUGUAUUUUUUUUGUUGAACAGAUUCUCUGAUAGAUUCAGACGGCAAUGUAUUGCCUACUACUUUUCAAACGGAAGUUAUAGACAUGUCCAUUUCAAACGGAGAACAAGACAAAACAUCUCAACACAGAAAAGCAACAAAAAUCCUCAAACAAUUGUACAUUUCUUUUGAGAAAGUAUAAAAAAAAAUAAAAAAUAUUUAUAUAUGUAAACAUUUUGAUAAAUAAAGUUAUUGUUUAAAUGAAA
Molecule: messenger RNA, 2244 nt
Organism: Oncorhynchus masou masou (cherry salmon)
Lineage: Eukaryota; Metazoa; Chordata; Actinopteri; Salmoniformes; Salmonidae
Product: homeobox protein unc-4 homolog
Exons: 3
Coding region: 210-1883 (557 amino acids)
Biological process (GO): regulation of DNA-templated transcription
Molecular function (GO): DNA-binding transcription factor activity, RNA polymerase II-specific; sequence-specific double-stranded DNA binding
Source: RefSeq, a predicted model, not a curated record